This is a messenger RNA of Fusarium pseudograminearum CS3096, 459 nucleotides long. RefSeq lists its product as uncharacterized. The transcript has 2 exons. The record is from RefSeq and is a predicted model, not a curated record. Lineage: Eukaryota; Fungi; Ascomycota; Sordariomycetes; Hypocreales; Nectriaceae. Gene Ontology annotation, molecular function: oxidoreductase activity. Bases 1 to 459 code for a protein of 152 amino acids.
AUGUCGCCUCAUAGUGAUACCCAAGAAACCUCGCAGGAGGCAACUGUCACCGUUCAACCUGAUACCCUUGUUUGCCUAACCAUCACGGCCUACAAAAAACCAUCUCUUAGCGAGAAAGAGUACAGGCAUCACAUGACAAAGGUUCAUGCCAAGCUCGUCAGCCCUUUGAUGGAGGAGUAUGGCAUUGUUCGCUACACCAUGACACACAACACGAAAGAGACACGCCCGAUGCUUUAUCAGCUUUACGAUCCGCAGUUCUCCAACCAGUCAGACUAUGAUUGCAUCGUACAGUUUAUUUUCAAGGACAUCAAGGACUUUCUUCGCAUGAAGGCAGAUCCGCGUUUCCUCGAAAAGGUUGCGCCCGAUCACGUCAACUUUGCUGACACCAAGCGAUCAACUAUGACUGUUGGGUAUUAUGAGGAAUUUGUCAACAAUGGCAAGGUCGUUCCCAAGGACUGA